ACACAAGCUUACAGUUAAGCGGGCUGGUGACUAUUCUCCCUCUGGAUAUUUACGUCAUGCCUGCUGAGAAAGUUACGCAUUGUGGAAGUACCCGCAAAAUCGAAGAACAAAAUUCACGAGAGGGUAUGGAAUAUACAAAUGCAGUUAAUGAAGACAACAGUACUGCUAUGACGUUCCAUUCAAACACCGAUGUCAAUCCUGGGAAAUGUAUUACUGAUUUUGAUAAUAGAGUUGAAUGCUCAUGUUGCUGUGGCGAAAAUGCUGAGUCCGAAUCUGGUCAGCGAUCUUGUCAACAUUGGACUCCAGUGCGUCCUUCUAACAUAAGGCAAGCACAGAGAAAGAAACUCAGAGGACUUCAAAACGGCCAUCCUGAUCCUUCUCGUUAUAGCAAUAGUCGAAAUGCAAAAGAAAAUAUGGAUAUACAACGUUCCACUGUUAAUGGUAAUUCAAUUGAUGGACUAAGUAUGCGUAACCCAAGUGAAAUAAACACUUCAAAUUCAGCUACUUCACGCUUUAAGUAUGAGAGAUCUUUACAUUCAAACAACAAAAAUGUACCAACACCUAACACAGAACCAGCUAAACCUGCAGCAUCUAAUUCGUCUUCUCCAGCCCCAUCUGUUUCUUCGGAUCUGCCGAAUGAACAUGAGUAUGGUGAUAAUAGGACUUUCCCUCGAUAUCCACAUAAAUCUUCACGUUCAUUUAAGUCAUCUACUCAAGCCACUGAGUCAGACGAUGUCAACAGUCAGCGUUCAAACGCCUCACCUGUUACUGUUGGCGGAGCCAACACAAGAACCCGACCUACAAUGGGUCGGUAUAAUGUAAAUAUGUCACCUCAGUCUGGGACAAUCCCUGCUGGAUAUCAAAAUGGUCCUGGCGAUCAGUGGCGACGUCCUGCUAAUAAUGGCAGCUUGCGAAGAUCACAUCAACAGCAUUUCGCACCUCGUGGUUCCAGUCAGUUUCACCGUUACAAUGGACCUGUAAAUCACCUUGGUCGACCUCAUCAAAACAAUUUCUCACGGAGUCGCAUUUUAGGCCCUGCAAUGGGAGAUUCACCUCCUGUACAAACAAAUGACUCUCCUAAUCCCAUGCCUAAUGAGCCGAAUCCACAAUCUGAUUCAGUCCGAGAAAAUUCCAAAAAACCACAAACAUCUUGGGCAACUGUUGCAGUGAGUGUUCAAUGUGAACAGAAACUGUAUUCACCCAAAGAUGAAUCAAGAGACCAAUUAGUUAAUUUUCUCUUAGAACAAUGGCGCUGUUUUAAUCGAAAAUCGACCUGAUGCACAAGUUUACACCUAUUUUUAAGUAUGCCUUUUUUUACCUAUAGUACCAUCUGGUAUUGCUGUGUUGGAUGUCGGUGUCACAUUCACUAUUUCUCUCUCUACAUAUAUAUAUAUAUAUAUAUAUA
Schistosoma turkestanicum is the source of this 1405-nucleotide messenger RNA. Lineage: Eukaryota; Metazoa; Platyhelminthes; Trematoda; Strigeidida; Schistosomatidae. The record is from the annotation of a GenBank genome assembly.